This is a messenger RNA of Peniophora sp. CBMAI 1063, 2505 nucleotides long. The record is from the annotation of a GenBank genome assembly. NCBI's taxonomy places the organism in Eukaryota, Fungi, Basidiomycota, Agaricomycetes, Russulales, Peniophoraceae.
AUGCCGUUCAGCUUGUAUCUCCAGCAGCAGGAUAAUGAGCAGCCGGCUCCGUACGACGCAUACUAUAGUCAGGACGGCCAGCGCACUCCUCAGAAGCCGCAAGAUAGCUCGUCGACACCGCCGUCGGCGACUUUGCCCCCAGCCCAUCAUGCCGUGCAAGGGUUGUUCGGAAACAUGCCUGCAACUGCGGGCAAUAUUCCGCUUCAACUACCACCUUUCCUGUUCGGUUCCCAAGCAACAUUAGCACCUGGAGGCGGUGCCGAGGUACUCUCCGCCGGUAUGAUCAGUCCUACAGCCUGGUUCAACUCAAGUUCACCAUCGGCUUCGAUAUUCAACUCGAUAGACUGGAGCCAAGUGCAGCCACAGGCGUCGCCGGCCGCGACGUACACACAAGCGCCUACGGCUCCGGGAAUGACAUGGAGUGGCGCCGCGACAUCACUACCCGGCUCAUUGGCGCCGCCUAUACAUCCGCCCCCAUUGCCACCAAAUAAUAUCGCUGCCUAUGCAGGUGCGGGCGCCGCGCUUGGUCUACCAGUCUACUCCACUUCCGGCUUCGAUUUGAUGGGCGUUCUUGCUCGUUUAGUCAAUCGCCCAAACCCCAAGAUCAUGCUCGGGCCUGUCGACUUGUCUUGUGCAUUCUGUGUGGUCGACACGCGAGGAUAUGACUCGCCCAUCGUUUACGCCAGUCCCACGUUUUACAGUCUUACUGGCUACGCGGAGAAUGAGGUUGUCGGUCGCAACUGUCGGUUCCUUCAGGCGCCUGGCGGGCAGGUCCAGCGUGGGGAGCAGCGUCGGUUCAUCGCCCCCGAAGCCGUGGACUACCUCCGAAAGUCGCUUGUUCAAGACAAGGAGUGCCAGACUAGCAUCGUCAACUAUCGCAAAAGCGGGCAGGCUUUCAUCAACCUUGUCACCGUCAUUCCUGUGGCAGGCGGGCUCCACAACGGCCCCGACGAGCAGGAUGAGGUUGUCUACCACGUCGGCUUCCAAGUUGAUCUCACGGAGCAGCCGAACGCGAUUCUCGAGCGCCUACGUAAUGGGACGUACAUGGUCAACUACAGCGUUACGAACACACCACAGGCUCCUCUGACGACGUACGCUAAUGCUCGUGAUCGUCGAAACAAACUAUUUGCGCUCGCCGCUGCUCAGGAGUUCCGCGAGAUGCUCACCGAACCAGCGUUCUUAUCUAGCGUUCUUCCGGAGACCGCGGGUCUCGAGGCCGACGAUCUGGCAGAGUACUGCGACACGAAUACGUCGCUCAGCCUCGUGCUCUUGUCAGGUCUCGCGGACGGUCUGCUUGUUCUCUCGCUGAAGGGAACUUUCUUGUACGCCGCCCCAGCGCUCGCUCAUAUGCUUGGCUAUGACGCGCAAGAGCUUGUCAACAAAAGCCUCACAGACUACUGCCACCCUUCGGACGUCGUUCCUCUCACCCGCGACCUGAAGGAGUCUUCUGCUCCGUCCCUACCAUCCGAUACUCAAGCUGCAGCAUCUGCACAUGCUGAGGCGGGCGUACCGCUCCCGCGAGUGCCUUUGUCAGGCGCACCCAAGCCUGUGAACUUGCUCUUCCGUGCGAGGAUGGGCGCAAGCGUCGAGGGCGCAGCGCCUGAGUAUAUGUGGCUAGAGUGCCGGGGGCGCCUACACAUCGAGCCGGGCAAGGGCCGCAAGGCAAUCAUCUUGUCCGCACGGCAGCGGACCAUGCCUCGAUUGUCACUUCCGUCGAGCAUUGGUGCCUCGUCACUGAGUGCGACGACGGAGGCGUGGAAUCUUUUGAGCGCAUCCGGAAGCCUUAUCUCGGCCGCUCCCCGUGCGCGCGAAGUUCUCGGUGCCGCUGUACCUGAGCUCGUGGGACGAACCCUCGUCGAGAUCGCGGCGGACGGCACUUCAGCAGAUGCUGCAGCAGCGCUACAACGCGCACGACAGCCUGGCGUGGGCCCUCAGACUAUUCAGCUCCGCAACGGGGCGGUAGGCACGUUGUAUGGAGCGCCGGAGGGCGCGCCUAUGAUGUUACGCAUGUGCGCGGCCGGCUCCGCGCAGGAACAAGCGCCCGCGGCGGUCGAUCCUGCCUCGCAGAUCGACGUCUUUGGCGAGCUUGACGCCAACGCCGGCGAGAGUUGGCAAUUUGCGCUCCAGCAGCUCAAAUUUGCAAAUCAAAGGUUAGCGGAGGAGGUUCAAGAGCUUGAAGGACCGCGGCACCCGGCAGGGGCGCAGGCUCAAGCUCAGGCGCCGUUGCCACACGGCCAGGCCGCUCAAGCACCGGUGGCGUCGGGGCAGCAGGUCCCCAAUCAGCCGAUGCAGUCGCCUCAUCAGACGCCUAUGCAGCAACUGGCGCAGUAUACAAUGCAGUAUUCGGCGCCCUCUCAGCAGCAGCAACAGCAGCCUCCGCCACCCGCGCCGCCACCGGGCUCAUCAUUGUACUCGUGGCAGCCACCUCCACCGCCUGCGAACUUACACCUACCCGAUACGCGCAAGCGUUCAUGGGGUGGUGGCGGCCCAGGCAGCGGAACAUGA